Carassius auratus (goldfish) is the source of this 5233-nucleotide messenger RNA. Its product is annotated as BMP-2-inducible protein kinase-like. Gene Ontology annotation, biological process: protein phosphorylation. Gene Ontology annotation, molecular function: ATP binding; protein kinase activity. The transcript is spliced from 16 exons. The coding region runs from base 778 to 4101 and encodes 1107 amino acids. NCBI's taxonomy places the organism in Eukaryota, Metazoa, Chordata, Actinopteri, Cypriniformes, Cyprinidae. The record is from RefSeq and is a predicted model, not a curated record.
ACGGCGAGUCACGAGAGUUCGAACUUUAUCAGUGUGACGGGGGACUUCCAGAGCACGAGGAAGAGCAGUGUAGUUUAAAAAAAAAUAACCGACGCUGCUUCGCUUAUCACCCUAAACGUUUGGCCGCUAGGAAGAUUUCUGGUUUAUUUUUUGUAGUGAUGCAUUUUACUAUGAUACACGGGUCCUCUUCGAGCUGAUAGGAAGCCAGUCAGCUAGCGAGCUGGCUAACUAAACUAUCCGAAGGUGAAGUGGUAGCAGUCAUCGUUCAGAGUUUCGCUAGCGUAGCUUCCGUCUAACACACCCACUUUCUGCCUGUUUGUUGUUCACGUUGGUUUCAAAUAACUUGGACUUCAACCAACUUCAACACAACAGCAUGCUUUGGCCAAACAGAGCGUUUCACCGUUGUUAGCCAGCUAGCGAGGCGAAUGGUCUCUUCAGCGCCCGAACAGGCUCGCUAGCCAACCGAAACUGGAGUCGGCCUGAAAAUACAGCGGCGUGGACGGUCUCAUUUGUGUGUUUACCACACAUUUAAGGACAAAACGCUACCUUGACGGUUUACUUCUAUGCAGUUGCUUAAUCGGGCUUUGGGGGAAAUAAGGAAGCAUUCAGCUACGCCUUUCUGCGUCCCUGGAGCACUGAAGUGCCUGGCGCAUCUCGUGAGAGCAGCUCUCUCAGCAUGCUGGACAAAAGAGCGGAGAUGAGCAGAUUGGAUUUCUGAGCGUUUUAAGAUUGUUUGGAACUGUCCGUUUGGGGAAGCCGGGAACACGAGAGGCAAGAAUGAAGAAGUUUUCGCGGAUGCCGAAGUCCGAGAGCGGAAGUCUCGGGGGUGGAUCUGGAUCUGGUACUGGAAGCAGCAACUACAUCGGGAAGGUGUUUGCUGUGGGUCGAUACCAAGUGACGGUGGAAGAGCUAAUCGCUGAAGGAGGUUUCUCCAUGGUGUUUCUGGCCCGCACACACAGUGGAGUAAGAUGUGCCCUGAAAAGAAUGUAUGUGAACAAUGUCCACGAUUUGAACAUCUUCAAGCGGGAGAUCACAAUCAUGAAAGAGUUGUCGGGCCACAAGAACAUUGUGCGGUAUCUGGACUCGAGCACCAAUGCGGUCGGAGACAGUGUCUGGGAGGUUCUGAUUCUGAUGGAGUAUUGCAAGGCUGGUCAGGUGGUGAAGCAGAUGAAUCAGCGGCUGCAUAUAGGAUUCACAGAAGUGGAGGUGCUCAACAUAUUCUGUGACGCAUGUGAAGCUGUUGCCAGACUCCACCAGUGUAAAACUCCAAUCAUUCACAGAGACCUAAAGGUAGAAAACAUUCUCCUAAAUGACCAGGGAAACUACGUCUUGUGUGACUUUGGAAGUGCCACACAUAAAGUUCUGCUUCCACAUAAAGAUGGAAUAGCAGCGGUGGAGGACGAGAUCAAGAAGUACACAACUCUGUCAUACCGUGCCCCAGAGAUGAUCAACUUGUACCAAGGGAAAGCCAUCACCACAAAGGCUGAUAUCUGGGCACUUGGAUGCUUGUUGUACAAGCUGUGUUUCUUCACACUUCCAUUUGGGGAGAGUCAAGUUGCCAUAUGUGACGGAACCUUUGCUGUUCCGGACGGUUCAAAAUUCUCCUCUAAGUUGCACAGUUUAAUGAGAUACAUGUUGGAGCCUGAUCAAGAAAAGAGACCUGACAUCUAUCAAGUUUCUUACUUUGCCUUUCGCUUAACUGGAAAGGAGUGUCCAGUGCCAAAUCUCUUUAGCUCUCCCCUUCCCACCUCACUUCCAGAGCCCCUUACUGCUAGUGACAUUGCUGCUAAAAAGAGCCUGACAAAAGCCAGAAUAACAGAUUCAAUUGGACCAACCGAAACAUCAAUUGCACCCAGGCAAAGACCCAAAGCUGCAAAUAGUAAUGUUUUACCUUUGCCCAGCUCUGUAACUCCUGUGAAAAUGACUGUAUCCUCAGGUACAGUUAGCAACGGUCAGAAAGCUUCUGGAAACGUGCAGCAGUCAGCUGCACAGAUGCCAAGCAGCAGUCAACAGAACCGAGUGUUACAGCAGCUGCAGCCUGGAGACCUUCGACUGCAACAGCUACAUCAUCAACAACAGCAGCAGCAGCAGCAGCAGCAGCAGCACAAUAUACACCAUCAACAGCAAGUCACUGCACAGCAGCUGCAGUACAUGCAACAGUAUCAUCAGGCCAUGCAGCAGAGCCUUCAGAUGCAGCAACAGCAGAUGCUUCAGCAGCAGAUGAUGAUGCAGCAGCAGCCCAUAUAUCAAUCUCAGCAGCAACAGCAGGCCCACUACACUGCCUUGAUGCUUCAGUACCAGCAGGCCUUUGUUCAGCAGCAGCAGCAGCAGCAAUGUGCUCCAGUCCAACAGGUGACCUAUAUCUCCCCUCUGGAGUUCCAGACCCCACUGGGCUCCUAUAACCCUGCCGGACCUUCUCCAGUAGAGAUCCCCUUUGCUAACAUCAGAAACCCAGUGUCCACCGGGGGUGUUAUGAGCCCUCCUCCCCAGACUGUCAAUAACCCUCUUGAUAUGUCUGGUUGGAACCCAUUUGGAGAAGACAAUUUCUCCAAGCUCACAGAAGAGGAGCUUCUCGAUCGAGAGUUCGACCUUCUAAGAGCAAAAAAGCCAGUAGAGCGAUCUCUCGGCAUGGAGGCCAGCAGCAUAGACAGACAGCAGCCGGUGCUGCAGCCCUCACUCCCUGAGGAUCCAUUUGGCUCUGUGCCGUUCCUGGCCAACGCAGCAGGAGCUGGAGUGCUGACAGCAGAGCAUCCAGUUGAGAAGCUCAGUGUUGCUGUGACUGUUCAAGCCUCACAAGACACAACCCGGCAAUCAGUCAAAGAGCACAAACCUGCAAAGAAAAGUAGCUCCAGCAGUUCAAUGCCUCAGGAAUCAGACAGUGAUUUUGAGUCCGACCCGCCCUCUCCCAAAAGCAGUGAAGACGAGGAGGCCGAAGAGGAGGAAGGUCUCCACAGCGAACGUGAAGACACUGAACCUGAGAACCUGGGUCAGAGGCCGUUACUCAUGGACUCUGAGGAAGAGAUAGAGGAAGAGGAGGACAAACACAGCUCAGAAUCAGAUUGUGAUUCGAGCAAAGCAAAACUUGGGUCGUCGAAGGAAAAGGCUGAAAUUUUGCCUCCUAGAUCUUUGGAAGCUGAAUCUGGACCCAGUGUGAUCCCUCCUCUCAGUUCGCCAAGUAUAGUCAUGCCCGUCGCGAGCAUUGUGGAUGUGUUUGGUGCAGUUCCUUUUGUUGGCAGUGGUCAGCCCAGAGUGUCACCGGAGAGCUUAGAUAUUUUUGGCAAAGCCCGUUUUAGGCAGGCUAGCCAGGAGGGCGCUACAGAAGAGAUUGACGUAUUCACCAAAGCUCCUUUCAACAGAAACCUCUCCAGGUCCAGCAGGAGUGGCGAUGGACCCAGCGGCCAGACGCCACCCAUUUCUCCCGACAGCGUGGAUGUAUUCGGAUUCUCGCCUUUCCAACCUAGCCAUGUAAUACCUGCUUCUGGAAAUCAGGAGGCGAUCUUUGGCCAAGCACCUUUCGACGAAGCAGAUAGUCCCCAGCAACAGAGGCAGAAGCAGCGCAGUCUUCAGAAACUCUCCUCGCGGCAAAGGCGCACCAAGCAAGAGGCCAGUGGCGGGAAUGGGAAGCGACACCACAGCACGCCCACUAGCGGCAGGAAGAGCAACAAACCCAGUUUCCGUACACCCGAACGGGUUCGAAGGCACAAGAAAGUGGGCAGAAGGGACUCACAGAGCAGCAACGAGUUCCUCAGCACGUCAGACUCCAAAGAGAACAUCAGUAUUUCCCUGGGCGAAGUGAUGGAAAAAGGAGAUGUGUUGUCCUCGGAGGAGGUCUUUUUGGAUCCGUUUGGAGCCAAGCCUUUUCAUCCACAAGAUGGCAGUCGACACGGUCAGCACCAGAGCUUGGGAGACAACAAAAGCGAGAUCAAUUCGACCAACGGUAGGCCGAGAACCAGUUCCCUACAUAGCGUGUUUGAUGGAAAUAAGAUCGAUGACUUUGGAGCUGUACCUUUCACAGAACUGGUGGUCCAAAGUGGAGCUCCGCAAACUCCACAAAUGGAUCUCGACCCUUUCGGAGCUGCACCUUUCCCCUCAAAGCAGUGAAUGUCUUGUCUUCCAGCACACAUGCAGAGAUGAUACAUACACCGCAACAUAAUGCAAAGUCCAUGCAGCCUUUUGAAAUGUCUUUUAAGCGACGGGAGCUUUGUGCUGUGAUCUCUGUGUAUGUGCACUCCAUUGGGACAUAGGCCUUUAAACUAGGUAACAUUCAACUUUUGUAUUUUUUCAUGUAUUUUAAUACCUAACUGGACAGCUAAAACACAUAUUUUCCUUUUGGUGACUUAAGCCUGUGGUAGAUGGACGUUUUCAGAAAGGCUUUCGAAGCAUAUUCUUUAGUCUUUACAUGCUAGAAAGCAUUAUAUGCUGCAAUACAAUAAGCCCUCUGCUCAUUGGAAAUUAUAGUACAGCAUUUUGUAAUUUGUACUCCAUUGUUGACCACUGAGUUGGUACAACUCCUAUCUAGCAACAUGAAACACCAUAAAGCCUUAUCUGGGGAUUCCCCACCCUGCUUAACAAUACCUCGAAUGCACAAUGACUGUAGUUGCCUGUUUGUAUCAAUGGAAUAUCAAUGGAGUGUAGGCCUUCUCCAUUUUAAUGUCAUUCGCAUAGAUGAUUUUAUGCAUAUUUUUACAUUUUAAAUGCAUUGUGUUUUAAAGCCUAAGUUUUCAAUGUCUACAUGAAAAGAGACUUGAUUUAAUGUUCCCUUUAGUAAACCGACCACACAAGAGAAGUUAAACUUGCAGUUUAUUAGACAAUAGUUAUGACUCGCAUAGAAAUAAUUCCUCAACCUGAAAUAAACAUCUUAAUGUUAUCAAUGAUUAUAAUAAUAGGUGUUCCACUAUGUCUGUAUAUACCAGUAACCUACAAUCAUGAGCAGUUAGCUCUUGUGGAAAGGGAAUAGAAUGAAUGAAUGUGUUCAAUGCAAUUUUGCGUAUUUAUAUAUCAGUCAUUUGUUUGAAGCAAUUUUUAACAUUGACAUUUUAGUCAUGAAGGGUAUCACAAUUUAACUGAUGAAAGGGCCAUAUAGAUUCAGUAUUUACACUAACUGAAUAUCUGCAAUUUGAGCAUUCAAGACCAAAAAUCUACUUAUUUUUGUUUCAGACGUUGCAAGAUUUUUUCUUAUGUAGUACUGUGCUCUUAACAAUGCAAUAAAAUAGUUUUUUUGGAGGUCAUUAAA